CUCGGAGGCCCCGCCCCGCUCCGGAGAGGAGAAGCCGAGCGAGCGCGCCGGGCUCAGCCAGAGCUCGGCUCCGGGCUCAUGCCCUGCGGCCCAGCCUGCCCGCGACAUGGCCUCCGGGAGCGUGGCCGAGUGCCUGCAGCAGGAGACCACCUGCCCCGUGUGUCUUCAGUACUUCGCGGAGCCCAUGAUGCUCGACUGUGGCCACAACAUCUGUUGCGCCUGCCUGGCCCGCUGCUGGGGUGCGGCGGAGACGAAUGUGUCGUGCCCGCAGUGCCGGGAGACCUUCCCGCAGCGCCACAUGCGGCCCAACCGGCACCUGGCCAACGUGACCCAGCUGGUGAAGCAGCUGCGCACCGAGCGGCCGUCGGGGCCCGGCGGCGAGAUGGGCGUGUGCGAGAAGCACCGCGAGCCGCUGAAGCUGUACUGCGAGCAGGACCAGAUGCCCAUCUGCGUGGUGUGCGACCGCUCGCGGGAGCACCGUGGCCACAGCGUGCUGCCGCUCGAGGAGGCGGUGGAGGGCUUUAAGGAACAAAUCCAGAAUCGGCUGGACCAUCUAAGAAGAGUGAAAGAUUUGAAGAAGAGACGGCGGGCGCAGGGGGAGCAGGCGAGAGCUGAGCUCUUGAGCCUGACCCAGAUGGAGAGGGAAAAAAUCGUCUGGGAGUUUGAACAGCUGUAUCACUCCUUGAAGGAACACGAGUAUCGCCUGUUAGCUCGCCUCGAGGAGCUCGACCUAGCCAUCUACAACAGCAUCAAUGGUGCCAUCACUCAGUUCUCCUGCAACAUCUCUCACCUCAGUGGCCUGAUUGCCCAACUGGAAGAGAAGCAGCAGCAACCCACCAGGGAACUCUUACAGGACAUUGGAGACACACUGAGCAGGGCUGAAAGAAUCAGGAUCCCUGAGCCCUGGAUCACACCUCCAGAUCUUCAAGAGAAAAUCCAUAUUUUUGCCCAAAAAUGUCUGUUCUUGACAGAAAGUCUGAAGCAGUUCACAGAAAAAAUGCAGUCAGAUAUGGAGAAAAUCCAAGAAUUGAGGGAGGCUCAGUUAUACUCAGUGGAUGUGACCCUGGACCCAGACACAGCCUACCCCAGUCUGAUCCUUUCUGAUAAUCUUCGUCAAGUACGGUACAGUUACCUCCAGCAGGACCUACCAGACAACCCUGAGCGGUUCAAUCUAUUUCCCUGUGUCUUGGGCUCUCCAUGUUUCAUCGCUGGGAGACAUUACUGGGAGGUAGAGGUGGGAGAUAAAGCCAAGUGGACCAUAGGUGUCUGUGAAGACUCGGUGUGCAGAAAAGGUGGGGUGACCUCAGCGCCCCAGAAUGGAUUCUGGGCAGUGUCAUUGUGGUAUGGGAAAGAAUACUGGGCUCUUACCUCCCCGAUGACUGCCCUCCCCCUUCGGACCCCUCUUCAGCGGGUAGGGAUUUUCUUGGACUAUGAUGCUGGUGAGGUCUCCUUCUACAAUGUGACAGAGAGAUGUCAUACCUUUACUUUCUCUCAUGCUACCUUCUGCGGGCCAGUCCGGCCCUACUUCAGCCUCAGUUACUCGGGAGGGAAGAGUGCAGCUCCUUUGAUCAUCUGCCCUAUGAGUGGGAUUGAUGGGUUUUCUGGUCAUGUGGGGAAUCACGGUCAUUCCAUGGAGACCUCCCCUUGAGGAAGUGAACUGAAGCACAGUGCUGAUGGCUGUAAUCCUACCCCCGGCACACAGGAUCUUGUCGUCUUGUCAAUUCCUGUCCAUCAAAGCCGGGUGUCCUUACCAUUUCCCAUGCCCUUACAGAGAGAGACAAUGUGUUCAUGGUCUCUACUGUACUUUCCCUUCCCUUGCAGAUUGUGAGAUGUAAUGAGAAGUAUUGCUAUUUCCCAGAAAUAAAAAACAGAUUCCUCCUCCUGUGUUUUA
This is a messenger RNA of Myodes glareolus (Bank vole), 1891 nucleotides long. It is a transcript of the gene Trim27, whose product is annotated as tripartite motif containing 27. The record is from RefSeq and is a predicted model, not a curated record. Gene Ontology annotation, molecular function: zinc ion binding; protein binding. NCBI's taxonomy places the organism in Eukaryota, Metazoa, Chordata, Mammalia, Rodentia, Cricetidae.